Messenger RNA from Cylas formicarius (sweet potato weevil), 2059 nucleotides. Its product is annotated as glucose dehydrogenase [FAD, quinone]. Lineage: Eukaryota; Metazoa; Arthropoda; Insecta; Coleoptera; Brentidae. The transcript is spliced from 4 exons. Gene Ontology annotation, molecular function: flavin adenine dinucleotide binding; oxidoreductase activity, acting on CH-OH group of donors. The record is from RefSeq and is a predicted model, not a curated record. The coding region runs from base 69 to 2021 and encodes 650 amino acids.
CGCGAAGUCGGUCGCGUUUUUCGAAAAUGUGCAUUUUAAGUUGAUUUUGAAUUCGAUCUGUCACCGAAAUGAGUGCCGCAAUCGCCGUCUCCCUCCUGGAGAACGUGCUGAGACGCCAACACUUAAACGUCAUGAGUACUAUUACGGACCCCCUGCUAAGUCUGGGAGCCAGUACUAUCUCGAAUCUCGCAGUUUUUGUGCCGACCCUUAUCGCAGCCCUAGCUUACUUCCAGUACGAACAGCUCGAUCCAGAAAGUCGACCCAUUAACGUGCCAACGGAGGAGUUGCUGGAUAGGUACGACUUUAUCGUCGUAGGGGCUGGAUCAGCGGGAGCAGUGGUGGCGAACAGGCUGACGGAGGUGGAGAAUUGGAAAGUGCUGCUUCUGGAAGCCGGAGGGGAUGAAACGGAAAUAUCAGAUGUACCUCUGCUAGCGGCGUACCUCCAACUAUCUCAGUUGGAUUGGAAAUACAAGAGUGAACCACAGGGACAAGCUUGCCUAGCUAUGAAUAACGGCAGAUGCAAUUGGCCCAGGGGCAAAGUCAUUGGUGGGUCGUCCGUGCUUAAUUACAUGUUGUAUUUGAGAGGAAACAAGAAGGAUUAUGACAUAUGGGAAUCUAUGGGCAAUCCGGGUUGGGGAUCCCAAGACGCUCUACAUUACUUCAAGAAAUCCGAAGAUAAUAAGAACCCUUAUCUGACGAAGACUCCUUACCACGCCACUGGUGGAUACCUGACAGUGUCGGAACCACCGUAUAAGACGCCAUUGGCUACCGCUUUCGUGGAAGCUGGCAAGCAGCUCGGUUACAAAAACCGAGACAUCAACGGCGAAUUCCAAACGGGUUUCAUGUUUGCCCAAGGUACCGUGCGUAAUGGCGCGCGUUGCUCCACCGGAAAGGCGUUCCUCAGGUCAAUUCGACUGCGCCAAAAUCUUCACGUAGCCAUGAAGGCUCACGUAACGCGGGUGCUGAUCGAUCCCACUACCAAGGUAGCUUUCGGUAUCGAAUUCGUCCGAGACAACAAACUGCAUCGAAUCAGGGCCACCAAGGAGGUGAUCUUGUCAGCGGGGGCGGUAAACUCGCCUCAAAUCCUCAUGUUGUCUGGAGUCGGUCCUAAAAGCGAACUCGAACGGCAUAAGAUUCCGGUCAUCCAGGACCUUAGCGUAGGGAAUAACUUGCAAGAUCACAUAGGGUUAGGCGGUUUGACAUUCACGAUAAACAAAGAAGACUCGGUGACUCUGGACAGAGUCUACGCGGCCGCACCUUUGAUGCAGUACGCGAUCUGGGGACAAGGACCUUUGACCAUAAUGGGCGGAGUCGAAGGACUCGCGUUCGUCAAUACGAAAUACGCCAACGCUUCUGACGAUUUCCCCGAUAUCGAGUUCCAUUUUGUGAGUGGAUCUACCCACUCUGACGGGGAGCAAUUGAAGAAAGCCCACGGAUUAACGGACGCUUUUUACAAUCGAGUUUUCAAGCCGAUAGAGAAAAAAGAUGCUUGGAGCGUAAUACCGAUGCUUCUCAGACCGAGAAGUAAGGGUGUCAUCAAACUGAGAAGUAAAAAACCGUCCGAUCCGCCUUUGAUAUACCCUAACUAUUUUAUGGACGAUUUCGACAUGAAAACGUUGAUAGAGGGCGCGAAAAUCGGGCUCCAAAUGAGCCAAACUCCAGCAUUUCGAGCAUACGCCAGUCGGCAUCACGAGUUUCCUCAAUGUACUCACAUAGAGAAAUACACGGAUCAAUAUUGGGAGUGUAUGAUUAGGCUUUAUUCGGUCACCAUAUACCAUCCCGUCGGAACUUGCAAGAUGGGACCUUACUGGGACCAGGAAGCGGUAGUCGAUCCUCAAUUGAGGGUCUACGGUAUAAAAGGGUUGAGGGUGAUCGAUGCCAGUAUUAUGCCGAAUUUGGUGAGCGGGAACACCAACGCGCCAGUGAUCAUGAUUGGUGAAAAAGGUUCGGACAUGAUUAAAGAGUUCUGGUUGAAAACUGUGAAUAUGGGCAAAAUAUAUAGAACUUUGCAAGGAAUUUAGGUGCGGAAUGUUUAGUGAAGCGAGGACUGCGGUGGUAU